Messenger RNA from Galleria mellonella (greater wax moth), 6325 nucleotides. It is a transcript of the gene dve, whose product is annotated as homeobox protein dve-1. Gene Ontology annotation, molecular function: RNA polymerase II cis-regulatory region sequence-specific DNA binding; DNA-binding transcription factor activity, RNA polymerase II-specific. NCBI's taxonomy places the organism in Eukaryota, Metazoa, Arthropoda, Insecta, Lepidoptera, Pyralidae. Bases 140 to 2329 code for a protein of 729 amino acids. Gene Ontology annotation, biological process: regulation of transcription by RNA polymerase II; chromatin remodeling. The transcript is spliced from 6 exons. The record is from RefSeq and is a predicted model, not a curated record.
GUUCGCUGGGCGGGGCCGAACUAGUAGCGCGCCGCCAGCCGCUCGGUUUAUACGUGUUUCGUGUUUGUUGUCGGUGUCCGACGCACCGUGCACAUGUAGAGUGAUACUUCGGCAUGUCGAUGUCGUGAAUUGUAACAAGAUGGACUUUCAAAGUGCAAUGGAGACGUUCGCUGAGGCGUGGGCAGCAGCCAACACCGUAAAAUCAGAGGCACCUAGUGAUUUGCCGCAGAACUUGGUACCGGAGCUACGGCGCAGCAAGACUCCGCCGCGGCGGUCGUCAGAGGAACGCGCGGCGCCGCGUCCGCCCUCCGCGCCGGUGCACAACGAUCGCACACAACACACGCCACCUAAAAAAGAAGUCUUCAAUAACCUCUUCUCUAAAAGUAUAUCUGGUAAAACCUUCCCAGUGCACUGCGUCGUGGAAGCAAUAUCAUCCCUCGAGGAAGACAACUGGAGACGGCGCACUGUCGUGGAGACGGACAGCUACGUCAUUAUACCAGCCUCGACUCCCUUUCAGGAACUGGUACCAGCAGCCAUGAUAAGGCUUGGCUACCCUCACGAAUUAUCUGCGUCCGCUAAAGGUACGGUGGUAUUAAACAAUUGGAAGCCGUUGCCUUUCGAUAGGAUCUCUGAAGGUGCGUUGGCAACGGUCGGAGAAGUCCUGGGUGAGCUGGCUACAGUGGCGACAUUGCGCAUACAACUGCUACGGCCAAGACUAACACCACUACAGGAUAUAAAGGACAAACUUCUAAGACUUCUGCUUGUUCAAAGUAGAGCGCUACUAAUAUCAACUGGAUGCCCUUUAGAUGAGGUGACUUUAACUCAAAUCUGCCGUGGUCAGGACAGAACACCGGGACCCCACAAUUUCCAUGAACCGUCUGAGGAGAUGCGUCGAAAAUUUGAAUCAUGGUGGAGUGCACAAGUAUCUCCUCGGGCACCAACUUUCAGCCCCCGCCGAUAUCCUUCUCCGGGACCGAAAAAUCGAUCGCCAACACUCAAUCCAAUUCCAGAUCAUUUACAUCCCGCCUUACAAACCGUUCAAAAUCAAUAUCCAACGCCGAAAACAAGAAUGCGAACGAGUUUUGAUCCUGAGCUUGAGUUACCGAAACUACAACGUUGGUUCUCAGAGAAUCAACAUCCGAGUCGACAACAGAUUCAGCAGUAUGUUCGAGAAUUGAACAAUUUAGAAUCAAGGAGAGGCCGAAAACCGUUAGAUGUUAAUAAUGUCGUAUAUUGGUUUAAAAAUGCACGAGCUGCUCAGAAGCGUGCCGAACUACGUAGUAUUGGAGGAUUAGGAUGUCAUCUUAAUGGUUUUAAUAGCAGGAGCCAUAGUCCAUCAAAUGGUUCCUUGAUGACUGGUAAUGAUAGCUAUGCAUCCCAAGACCAUAAUAAUUCUAUGAAAAGCCCUAUGCAGUUGUCAGGAAGUCCUGGCAGGUAUCCUAUGUCGGUAAUGUCCGAAGAUAAUCUCUCAAAUGGCGGUUCGGAUUUAGAAGAUGAUGGUGGUGAAGUAAACCCUGAUGAUAGACCAGAGAGUCCUGAUGCGCCGCUUUCUUUGAUAACAACUAAGAAAAAUAAUAAUGAUGGAGAAGACAGAACUGAAGAAUCACCAAAAUCACCUGACAUUGUUAAGGUCGAAUAUGUUAAACAAGAACCAACAGAUCUGAGCAAACCUGACCAAGGUAAUUCUCCUCAGCGCUCACCAGCUAAGAAUAGCGAUAGUCCAAAUAAUAAUAAUAACAUCAACAAUAAUAAUAAUGAAGAAGAAAACGGAGUAACUGACGAUCACGACGUAUCUGAUGAUGAAGUCAUGCAAGAACACAAAUACAGACCUCAUAUUGACCGCUUACCAUUUCCUAUGGUUCCAAAUCACUCGAUGUUCGGACCGCCCGGUAUUAUAUACAUGAGUCAAUACAUGAGUGGUUUCCACGGCGUCGGAGGAGUACCUGGUGAAGGUGCCAGUGGUUUGAAUUUAGCACUCGCCGGCGCUUCUGACGAACGUCGCAAACGAAACAGAACUUUUAUAGAUCCAGUAUCAGAGGUUCCCGUAUUAGAGCAGUGGUUUUCAAUGAACACGCAUCCGUCACAUAAUUUGAUAUUGAAGUACACCGAAGAGUUAAACAGAAUGCCUUAUAGGCAAAAGUUUCCGCGACUCGAAUCCAAGAACGUGCAAUUCUGGUUUAAGAAUCGUCGAGCGAAGUGCAAGAGGUUGAAGAUGUCACUGUAUGAACCUUCAUCUCCAUCUCACUAUUCACAUCCUGGGCAUCCGCAAUCGAUUGGCGAUAGGAAAUUUGAACCGAACAAAAGUAUUCCGGGGAUGCAAUAUACCUAAAUUAAGAGAGAAAAUCUUUCCAUAAAAGAUUUUCCAUGUGGUUUCAGAUUAACACGAAGACUGAUUUCGGAUCGUAUAAUGGUGUAGUGCCAUGUUAGUAUUAUUAUGACAGUGACGUCAUUUUAACUUUUCGUAUUAUUCUGAGGACUUGAGUGCCACAAUCGUGGUCCCUUCUAGUAUAAACAUUACUCCAAAGCAAAACUUGUUAGAAUAGUUGGUAAUUAUAUAGAUAUAAUCUACGUAUUGAAUGGUGACGAUCAUAUCGUUGUAUGUACAUAUGUAAUAUACGUUAUAAAAUGUGUUACGGAAGACGCGUCGCAAGUUGCAACGCACCUGCGAAUGAAUCUCAAGUUUCUGUAUAUAUAUGAAUGGUAAGAAAUUCAAUUUUAUUUAUUAAAUUUUACUUAUAUACACUAGCGGAGAAAAUUAAGGGGUCAAAAAAACCUAAAUUAUUAGUGAUUUUUCAAAUGUAUCUUUGAUAAAAAUGGUCGUAGAGUAAAAAAAAGGAAUUUGAAGCUUGAACUUUUUAAUUUUUGGAUCUUACAAAAAAAAAUUCUGGGAAUUUUUUUUGUAUCGAUCGAAGAAAACACGUAUCGCGCAAUUUUAAUGAAUAUCAUGAUUAUCAUUUGUUUCUCAGCGGGGUUAAACUGGACUAAGUUUUGUCCAUCAGAGACUCCAGUUAACCGUCUCUCGAUUUCAGACAAGCUGUUCACGAUUGUCUUCCACGAUGGAAUGAGGGAUAUUGGUACGACUCGUAUAAUGGGCAUUCCCAGUAUUACCAUCACUGUUCACUUAGUUUCAAUUUUGUUUUUUUUUUUGGUUUCGAUACGAUUAUUUCUCGUUGAGCUAUCAGAUUUUGAAAGAAAAUGGAUCAUUUUCUGUUUGUUCAUCGAUAGCUUAGAAACGAUUAGUUGCACAGAAAAUGCAUUUAAUACAGUUUUUAGAUUUUUUUUUAAUUUUUAUCAUGUCGGUUCAAAAUAAAAAGAAAUUUAGACGAUUUUCACGUGGUAUGUUUUAAGUGACGAUAAUGCCAGCGGUUUUGUGAAAUUUUGAAAACAAUAUUUUCGAAAAAUUUCACAUAAUUUCAAAUGUCAUAUGAAUGUAAAAAAAAAACGGAAAAUAAUGUUUUUUUUUUACAGAUUAUGAGCACUUAAAGGCAAAAAACGUAAUUAUUUAAAUUUUAAAAAAUUCAUUCGAAUAAAACAAUAAAACUGCUUGAUAGAUCGAAUUGAAACUCUGUUGAGCUUUUAGGGGUACAAUGACUUGUAAAAGGCACACUUAACAUUACUUAUUUUAGAAGACCCCUAAAAGUCCUAUUUUUACGAUUUUUCAAAGCCAUGUUAAAAAUAAAAAUAAAAAGUUUUUCUAAAAAUCCGUGCCAGAACCUUAUAGAGAAUUCAUUCAAGUUUCUGAAACCCGUCAUCGAUUUUCUGUGCAACAAUGAUGAACAAAGAGAAAAUGGUACAUUUUCAUUCAGUCCCAUAGCUCAACAAGAAAUGGUCCAAUCGAGAUCCAAAAAAAAAAAACAAAAUUGAACCUAAGUGAACAACCUAUUUAAUCCAUAAGGUGGUUGUUUUUUUUUUCAAGUCCGUAUACCAAAAAUAAGAUCGAAAAAAAUCGCUAUUAUUUUUUCACGAUACUCAUUAAGAUUGCGCGAUACGUAUUACUUGGAAUUCUUUUUUUUUGCAAUAUGCAAAAUAUAGAAAGUUUACACUUCAAACUGCUUUUUUUUACUCUAAUACGAUCAUUUUUAUCAAAGAUACAGCCAUUUGAAAAAUUGUUAAAAAUUUUAGUUUUAUUGAAACCUUAAUUUUUCUGCUAGCAUAUAAAAAAAAUCUGUUAUAUCUUAACUAUUUUAUUGAUCGUGUCAUUUCAGCCAUUAUUUGUCUACUGCUGGACAUAAGCCUCACCUAUAAACUGCCAUAAAGAACGGUCCCAAGCCACCUGCAUCCACUAACUGCCUGCAAUGCAUUUCAGGUCAUCGCUCCAUCUAGUGGGGGGUCGUCCUACACUACGUUUGACCGUACGGGGUCGCCACUCAAGAACCUUCUUUCCCCAUCGGUUAUUGGUUCUUCGAGUUAUGUGCUCAGCUCAUUGUUACUUGCUUAUCCUUCGGGCUAUGUCGGUUACGUUGAUUCCUUUGCGGAUAUCUUCGGUUAUAGCCCUCUUCAUAGCCCGCUGAGUAACUUGAAGCUUCUGCAUACGGGCAAUCGUAUAGGACCAUUUUCCGAUUCCAUAAGUCAUCAUUGGCAAUACGCACUGAUUCAAGAUCUUCGUCUUCAAAUUCUGAGGUAUUUUGGAUGAAAAGAUGUGGCGUAGUUUUUCGAACGUUGCCCAGCUAAGUUGGAUUCAUCGGUUGACCUCUCGGUCGAAGUUGAAUUUACCUAUUCAGACAACUUGUCUCAGGUAUACAUUCUCAUCGACAACUUCGAGCGUAGUGCUUUCAAUCGUAACCGGUAUAAGUGUGACAUGGACGUUAGACAUUAUUUAAGUAUUGUUCAUGUUUAUCCUAAGACCUACCUGUUGAGAAACACCAUUGAGGUCAUUGAGCAUAGUAUUCAGAUCCUCCAGGGAUACGUCACCCUGUCUUACACCUUUCUGCACUAGGAUGGGUUUAGUACUCUGGUUCUGUACUCGGAUAACCAUCGUAGCUUUACUGUACAUACACUUCAACACUUCGAUAUAACUAUAUUCAAUCUGGCACCGCUGGAGGGACCGCAAUAUUUUAUUGAUACUCAUAAUAAAGUACUACUAAAAUAAUUAGCUGUAGGUGACUUAGACAAAUCAAUGUGUAGAUUGGUAUUCAAUGUUAUAUUGUAAUAUACAUAAUUAAUGAGUCAUAUAGUGUAAGAAUUAUAUAGUGCACAUAUAGGUAGGUAUAGAGAAUAAUUAUAUUCGGCCUGUGCUUCGGUUGACGAUGGCUAAAGUAGAUUGCGCACAUUCCAUAUUUCAACUUAAUUUAGUAAUGCUUCCUCAAUCCAAAGAUUGAUUAGUGUUAAUCGACUAGUAAGAUAAUGAAGAGAUAGCAGAUACCAAACUGCUCACAGUACUAUCUAAUAGUAAAGAACAUGUGGUACUAUGUAAUACAUAAUAUUAAAUUGAAAAUUGUUGUAAUUGUUUAUUUUAAUUGACGACAUUAUCUUUAAUGUUUAAAUUAUUCCGUAUAGUGAUUUUAUUUUAGUAGAUAUUAAAAUAAAGGUCUACUUUCAAUGUAUAUACACAUUUGAACUUUAUAUAUUAUAGUAAAUAUCUAAAAAUCAUCAAAAUUCGUCAUAUUUGUAAUAAUAAUUAUCGCUAUUACUACUUCAUUUAUUCACUGUAUUUGGAUAAGUUCGAAAUUCUGUUGGUGUUUCUGUAACACAGCAUGUACAAGACACUAGUCUUUCACAAAGGCAAAUUAUAUUGCUUUUUAUUGUAGUUUGUUUCACAUAAUUUAAAUUAAAUGUUAAUUUCUCGCUCUUUAUGAGGAGAGAAAUAAAACAUUUUAUUAUUGUUAUUAUAGGAGGUUUUUAUGUAUUAUUUCAAAUUACAUGAUUAGGAAAUCACGCAUAGUUUUUUCUGUAGCUUACAAGAUUUUAACAUUAUUUUUGUUUGUAUUAUGUUGUAUCAAUAAUAUUAAUUACGUAGUAAUACAUGUUCUUAUUCAGAUAUUAUAUUAUUUAACAGUAUUUACGCAUUUAUCGAUUGAGGCUAUUUGUCACACGAUGCAUCGCAAACUAUUGUUUUAUAGUUUUUAAUUAAAUAUUUGUAACAUUUUUAUGAAUUGUUUUCGUUGUACCAUGUUAUGUGCUUGUUUUGUGGAGCUGUGAUGAAUUUUCCAAAUAAUUAUUGUAAAUAAUUUAUUAAUGUUAAUAAGGGUUCUAUUGUAAAUGUAUGUCACUAGGCUCACAAGAACAUUCGAAGCAUUUACCGCUAGGUAAUAAAGAUAUUGGCUAAAUGUUUAUUCAAUUCAAUUAUAUAAACAGAAAAUUUAAUUGAAUAUUAUAAUGAAAAUUA